AUGUCGCUAUACCGGCCGAGCAGCGCAGGUUAUGAGGGCAGCGUGUUCCUCACCACCAUGUCACAAAACAAGCAGGCACCGAAGUGGAGCUUCGCUGGGCGUUACGGUUUUGCGAACUCCAGGCUGCUGACACCCGGACCUGGCACCUAUGGUGCUGACUCGCGAUCGCAAAGGCAGGCUGGCUACGGCUUCGGGUCCUGCGCACGGGAUCAGGGCCCGCUGUCCAUGGCAUCCCCGGGCCCCGGAGCUUACGGCGCGAGUGAGUGCUACCGGUCGGCCGCUGCCCCAACUGAGCUCAUAACGGGUGGUCCUGGCGCCUAUGUGCCGAAUGUGAGCUCCACGAGGUGCUCCACGCCAGGUCCUGGGACCUACAGCGACUGCGGCCGCGCCGAAAGCACCCUGAACAAAAAAGAUGGUCCGCUCUCUAUCUCGGCCCCGAGAUGGGGGUUCGGAACCUCCAACCGGGGCAUCCGUGCCAAUGGUCAAAAUCCGGGUCCUGGGCAGUACGACCUUCGUGCCUGGGUUGCAAAACCUCGGGGUUUGUUGGGAAGGGUUUGA
Molecule: messenger RNA, 558 nt
Organism: Symbiodinium necroappetens
Lineage: Eukaryota; Dinophyceae; Suessiales; Symbiodiniaceae
Source: the annotation of a GenBank genome assembly